GACACUGACACUGACGGUGACGGUAGUAAAUUAGGUAUAUUUUUAGAAGUUAGUGUUUGAGUGAAAAAAACUACUAAAAACCAUAAUAAUUACAUUGUCUUUAACAUAAUAUGGAUAAUAGAAAGUUAUAAUGACUUCCCAAUAUAAAAAAUUUACAAAGCUCCUUGUAAAGUGGCCUGUGGAUGCGUCGAAAGGGGAAAGAGAUCUUGGCAAAUUCAUCCGUAGCAAAGUAAAAGCUGCUUUCGAAUCAACUGACAAAGUGAAUUUAGACUCUGAAUUCUGCAACCAGCAAUACAACGCAUUGAACAAAUUAGCUGACAAUAACUAUAGGAAUAAAUAUAAAAGAACUCUUCACAGCACUGCUACUGGUUUAAGCACAGAAGAGUGUCAGCUCAUACUUUCCACUGAAGUGUUAGACUAUUUGAAAGAAGAGAACAAAGUGUCUUUACAACGAAACAUCCAUACAAAUCCAUACAAAGAUCAUACACCUGUUAUGUUAAAUGAAGUCAUCAAAUAUUUGAAACCAAGUAAUGGUGAGCUGUAUUUAGAUAUGACGUUCGGAGCAGGUGGUCAUUCUCGCAAGAUACUUGAGUCAGCAAACUGCCGUUUGCUAACCCUUGACAGAGAUCCUAUUGCCUAUGAAAAGGCUAAAAAGCUAGCCGAGGAAUUUCCCAAUAGAGUUACACCUUUGCUGGGUAGAUUUAGUGAAUUACCCUCACUUUUAAAAAGCAUUGAUGUUAAUCAAUCAUCGAUAGAUGGGAUAUUAUUUGAUUUUGGUUGUUCUUCUAUGCAGUUAGAUACGGGUGAAAGAGGUUUUUCGAUAAGCAAAAAUGGCUACUUAGACAUGAGAAUGGAUGCAGGUCGUGAUCCAAACCAAAUAACCGCCAGGGAAGUGUUAGCGACAGCCAAUGAACACGAGCUGUACAAGAUAUUUAAAAUAUACGGCGAGGAAAAGAAGGCAGCCAAAAUUGCACAAACAAUUAUACAAGCUAGAUAUAUGAUUAAAAAUAUAGACACAACACGUGAAUUAGUUGACGUUGUUGAUUCAUGUUGCCCUGACGAGUUUAGAUUAGACAAAUUACAACGACCACAAUCAAAUGCUACAAAAGUGUUUCAAGCUUUACGAAUUUUCGUAAACAAUGAAUUGAACGAAAUAAACUAUGGAAUGGUGUUAGCAAAGUAUUAUUUAAAAUUGAAUGGGCGUCUUUUGACGGUUUGUUUUCAUUCUUUAGAAGAUACUAUUGUUAAAAGGCAUAUAGCAGGAAACAUCAUCAAUGAAACAGCAAACCCUGUUCCGUUAAGAUAUUUGAGUCCAACUUUAGUCCAGGAUCAAGAAACGAUAAAUCAGUUUUUAGAUUCCCCAUGGAAACCUAUUAAUAAACAUGUGGAGGUUCCGUCAGAUGAAGAAGUAGAAAGGAACCCCAGAAGUCGAAGUGCUCGGUUAAGAGCUGCAAUUAAAAUAAAAUAGCUGAUCUAUCAUGAUAACUUUUUUUAAAUGAAGUUUUAGGAAAAAUGAUUGCCAUGUUAAGUUUUUUUUUUGUUGAAUUAAUUGUAAAUUUCAAUGUAGAUAUAGAUAGACAGUAAAUAAAUUAUUAUACAGAA
Bicyclus anynana (squinting bush brown) is the source of this 1602-nucleotide messenger RNA. RefSeq names its product probable methyltransferase-like protein 15 homolog. Gene Ontology annotation, molecular function: rRNA (cytosine-N4-)-methyltransferase activity. Gene Ontology annotation, biological process: rRNA base methylation; mitochondrial respiratory chain complex III assembly. The transcript is spliced from 3 exons. NCBI's taxonomy places the organism in Eukaryota, Metazoa, Arthropoda, Insecta, Lepidoptera, Nymphalidae. The coding region runs from base 131 to 1468 and encodes 445 amino acids. The record is from RefSeq and is a predicted model, not a curated record.